GGAGCCUCGCUUCUCUCUCUCUCUCUCUCUCUCUCUCUCUCACUCUCUCUCUCUCUCUUCAACUAAAUCUGCAGAUUUGCAAUACCCAGCAGUAGAAAGAGCAAAGUUGCUUCAGAAUCUUUUACCCCCAGUAAAACCUUCUCUGUCGCAAAUACUGAAUAAGACAUGCCUACCACCGGGGCACAUGAUUAAGUCAAAUCAAGCUUUUGAAAGGAAAGGUCACUGAUAUUCUAUUAUUCAUUCAUCCCGUCUCGCUCGCUCUUUCGUCUGUUUGGAAACGGUCGGUAAAUAAUAUUCAUUCCCAAAGAGAGUGAGAGUUUGUUGAUUCAUCAUCGACAUGGAAAGAAUGGAGGAGGAGAAAGUUGAGACUGUCGACGACGCCCAGAGUGUUGGGAGUGAAUGCAGUGGUGGUGGCAAUGUUGGGGAAAUGGCGAAAUUCACGCAACAAGUUAUGGCCGACGUGGUGGCCACGAUCACCGCACCCGUCGAAGAAGUCGUGGGGGUGGUGGUUCCUCCUCCUGCUGGGGACGAGGGCAGUGCUCCAAGCACUCUUUCCCAAGAUCGACCCUCGCUGCCCAGCCAUUUCAAGUCCGAUAAGAGCCCACUGGGGAGAAUACCAAAGCUCGAGAGGAAACAUAGCAGUGGGGACUUGCACUCUCGACUCAAAACCAGGAAAAUGUUGGGUGUGGGAGAAACGGACAAUGGAGAUAUUCACAGGUCCAAGAUCUCCCAAGUCUUGGGACACAAUGAGCACUUGUAUCUGAAGCUGCCGAAAGGAUACUGGAACUGGCAGGGUUUUCUGGCUUCACUUCUUGCAUUUCAGGCUGGAUUCAUAAUUCUCCUUCCGGAAAGCUCGGCUCAGUUGGGACUCAUUGGCGUGCAAACUCCCACCCACUACGUUCCCUCGCAGUACUACGCGGUGACCAUGCUGGCACUGUCCUAUCUGAUCUGGAAAUUCCUCAACAUAAAGGACAAAAUGGUGACGAGGGCAACCUUGGUGGCAAUUCUUCUCCACUUCUCCUCCCUCUGCGCGGUGGAUCUGUUGCAUGCCAUUCGAUCUGGACAGUGGUCAACCUUGGUGGAUGUCAAGGGUCUGACGAUGAUGGGACUUCGAGGUCUGACUCUGAUCGUCUCCUUCACGUAUCUCUACCGAAUGGGGACUGCGACCUCGGGCUUGCGAAAGUCACCCUCGUACAAAGACGUCUCCUCGGACCACAACAACACGGCCAAUCAGAACCGGAGAGAAUGAGACAAAAGAAACCUUAGUAUGCUUAGAUUAGUGUAGCCAACCUCGUAUCAUCUCACUUUACCCACAAGCUGAAUUGCUAAUAAUUUCCUCUACAUACUCAUGAUAACCAACCUGACGACUAUGUGUUACUAAGUACUUAUCUUCUUACCCGAGAAAUAACUGGCCAAAUUUUCAUACCAUGUGAAAGAAAUGGGUAGAAUCUUCUACGACAAAUUUACUACAUCAGGACGAACGAAUGAAUGGUACUGCAUAUGUGAUGUUAUAUAAUAAUAAGGAAAAAACAAGAUAUUAUCUACAUAAAUGUCGACAUUAGAGACAAUCAUUUCCUAAAUUACUGUCACGUCUAUAGUUUUUUUAUUCGAAUUUGAUACAUAUGUACACAGGCAAUGUGUAAUUCGAAUUGGUCGUUUUCUCUCCAGAACAAAAAAGGAACAAGUGGUAAAUAGUAUUCACUCUGUCUCUGAAUGCGUAUAAGCAAAUCGUUUUCCCGGAUUAAUGUAAAUUUACAUGAGGUGAAUGCUUUCUCUCUUUUUUUCUCUCUCUGCUGAGACAAACGAGAAGAACAAAUUUAAUACGUGAACAAAUUCUGUACAUUGAUGGAACAAAUCGUAUUGAAGAACAAAAUCCUGUGAGGGGAAAAAAGUGUUGAUAGUUUACUUUUCAUAAUCAUGUUACAAGUACUGACGAUCGAGUAAAGGGUAAAGAGCUAACUACGCUAACUUUCCUGUACUUCUAUAAAUAGUUAGUUCAUUAUGAGGGUGAUUUGAUUUCAAAGAUUUCGGAUAUCUAGAUGAUCUGAAGAGAAACCCAAGUGUUGUAGACGUAGCUGGACCUGUAGCUGAUUAUUACGAGGUGUAGUUGCACGCACAUAAAUAGGCACAUAAAUAAAUACGUAUGUAUAAUGUACAUGGAAAAGUAUAUCCUCUCUGUCUCCUCUCCAGACUUGAAUUUCUAUCAAAUCUAUCUAAUGCUGCUGCACUCGUCGAACUCCUGUGGUGAUUUCAGAUAAGAACAGAACAUAAUAUUUAUGAAAACAAUUAAUGGUCUGUAGGACGUUACACGAUUAAAUGUUAAUAGAGCUAUACAGAUAAAUACUUACAUAUUUAUGGAUUACCAAGUGUUAUAUAUACAUUACAUUAUUGUUGUCAAAUAUAUUUACGAGGAAUUUAGGUGAAAGGCAACACUCGCCUUUUUAGCACGCAUCUCCUCACUUUUGAGUCUCACCUUCUCACGAGACGGUCUGGAUUUCAGAUAAAUGUUGUUAUAAAAUAAUGGAAAUGAUUUCAUGUCCUCGAGUAGGUAACUGAUCACACGCUCGUAAUCGAUACGGUAUUGAUGUGGAUUCAACGUAACGAUGUGAAGUGUAAGUUAAUCUCAACUUUGGUGAUGGAGCAUAUUAUCUAAUUUAAGGUUCGUAGAUACUUAGCAAAGCAUAUAUUUAAACGUGUCCAUGUAAUUUAUGAAAAUAAAUGGAAAUGUUUGUCAUGUCCAA
Messenger RNA from Folsomia candida, 2741 nucleotides. RefSeq names its product tumor protein p53-inducible protein 11-like. Lineage: Eukaryota; Metazoa; Arthropoda; Collembola; Entomobryomorpha; Isotomidae. The transcript is spliced from 6 exons. The record is from RefSeq and is a predicted model, not a curated record. Bases 338 to 1249 code for a protein of 303 amino acids.